Molecule: messenger RNA, 2528 nt
Organism: Hydra vulgaris (swiftwater hydra)
Lineage: Eukaryota; Metazoa; Cnidaria; Hydrozoa; Anthoathecata; Hydridae
Source: RefSeq, a predicted model, not a curated record
UUAGAUAUUAUUUUAGUUUUGAUUGAAUUUUAUUAGAAUUUACAAAAUGUCAUGAAGAUGAAUUCAUCAAGAAUCUGGACAAGAUAUGAAUCAAGUUCAUUUCGAUUCAUUCCUGAACAUUCAUCAUCCUUUCACUAGACAAAACUUUCUUUUAAAUUCUACACCUCAAUAUGGUAUAAAUCAUGUUGAGAAUCCUUCACCAAUCAUUAUUGAAAAGCUUAUGCCAUUUACUGAAGAAGUUCAAGUGAACUCAAAUCAAAUCAAAGAAAACAUGGUUUCAUCACUGAGUAGUGUAUUAUCCAGUGAUAAACUUGCAAUGGCUGUUCAGCUUGCAAAAAUUGAUAUAGCAAAAUUAAAAAUGAUGUUAGAUCCAUGCCAAGCUGAGUUAAUGAAGGUUUUUACUUAUGAGAAAAAUACAGAUGAAUUAAAAAAGAAAAAAGAAAAAAAGAUCAAAAAGCAAAAUCCUAUAUCAGACGCUAAACAACGGUUUUCUUUAAGUGUACAUGCAGACACAAAGUCCACUGCUUCAAGAGAACUAAAACCAGCUAGUAAAAAAACAGAAACAAGAUUGUCUACUCUCUACAAGAAAGAAAGCGAAGAACUACAGCUUUAUAAUGAGCUAAUUAGCCAUGCAAAAACAUUAGGAGAUGUUGUUAAAAGUUUAGGUGCUCAGCCACAUGAUCAUAGUAAAAAAGAUUCUGAUGGUUAUGAAGAAAUAAAAAAAAAAAGAAUACGUGCUGAAGAACAAAUUCAUCGCUUAUCUCGCAUGACGUAUAUGUUACAAAAAAAUAUUCAACAGUUAGAACAAAAUCUAAGUAAAGUAGACUUGGACAUAAAUCUUGCAAAAGCAAAUAAAUCUCCAGAGAAUUUUUCGUUUGUUUUUCGUGCUGCAAUACGGGCAUUGCGAACUUUUGUUUCUCAAGCUCCAUUAUAUUUUGAUACAAACGGAUUCUUACCCACUGUAUACAAAGACCUUGGAUCACUUAUUCAUAGACUUUCAAUACUAUCAACUAGUAAUUUAUCUCAGAAAUCAGAUCCAGAUUCAAUGGAAAUUGUUGAUAAUUUGAUUGGUUCUUUGGAGCUUGCUACUACUCAAUGUGAUUCUUCUGCAAAACCAAGUUCUUCAAAUAAAAUAAUUUUUUCGAAACCUAAAGAUGACUGGUUAAAGAAAAAAGCAGCAGAUCUUCAAUUAGUAAAAGAAAAUACUUAUGAUAGAGAAAAUCAAUAUUCAACAAAUGAACCUUCAAAGUUAAAAAGUAUUAAUAAUCCACUCAAAAGUCGACUUUCACAAAAGUUAAAAAAGAAAAAAACAAAGCAAUUUGCAACUCAAAGUACUGAAUCUUCAAGAAUGAAUUUUGCAGCACCAACUGUAGUAUCUAGAAUACGUGAGAAACAACCUGUAGAGAAACAAAGCAGCGAUUACUAUAUGCGAAAUAAAGAAAAAGAUAACAACAUAGUGAAAGAAGCUGUCAACAAAUCUGGAUUUCUUAAGUCUUCACUUGUUUUCCAAGAACCCGCUUCAAGUAAUAGCGUUGAAUCCCAUACUGAGGCCCCUUAUGAUAAAAGAAAAAUGAAAAAAAGAUUAUCAAUUGACGAAUCUCAGAAUGAAGUGAGACUUGAAUACUUCGAAAAAUCAAACAAUAUUCUAAAAAUGACAAGCAAAGGUUUAAAAGAUAUGAGAAAUGAAUUGGCAAAUAAAGAUCUGCUUGUUCUCAAUGCAGAAGAAGAAAUUAAAGAAAAACUAAAACCUCUCUUGGAUAAGGCCCAGGCUAUUGCAGAUGAAGAUGCUAAACGUUAUGAAGAUUAUAAAUCAUCAGUUUAUCGAAGACUAGCAGAUGUUGCCUCUCAAAAGGCAAUGUCAGAAGGUGAACGUUUAGCAGAGUACAUAUUGGAUGAUCUAUUAUUAGAAGCAGCUAUUGAUCUUCAGAGAAUUGAUCUUGAAAAUGAAGCUGAAAUAGAUGCAGCGUUUCUUUGUGAUCGACCAAAUCUCGAAGUAAUUGAACAAAGGCUUCAUUCAUUUGAGAAAGAAGAAGAAGAAAUAAGAAGACAUUGGAAAACAAUGACGUAUACUUCACUGAAUAAAAAUAGUUUUAGUUUGUCCACGGAGCCUAUAGUGUUUACUUCUUGCAACAAAUCAACAAUAAAUAGUCAGCCAGAAUUUUUUGCAUCAUCUACAGCCAAGUCGAUUAAUUUUCCUCGCGGUGUAUAUGAAAAUGUAAUCUUUCAUAAAGAGCGAUACGAAGAAUUUAUUCAAAAUAAGAAAACUACAAAUUCCAACGGAGCUAAGAUUCUGGAACUUUUAGAUUUACUGAGUGAAGAAAUAUUAGAUCGACUUAUUUAUGACGUCGCACAGGAGCUAGAUGAAAACUGCCAUCGCUUUGUGGAGGAUGUUUACGAAGAAGAGUUUGUACACUAAAUAUUAUAGAAUUUAUGGAGAUUGUUUAUGAUUAUUUACAAGAAUAUUUAGUUUUAAUUCGAGUCAUCAACUAAGUAAUAUGUGUUAAAUACGCAGUGAAGUUUUCAUUUAA